Messenger RNA from Arvicola amphibius (Eurasian water vole), 963 nucleotides. Its product is annotated as olfactory receptor 50-like. Gene Ontology annotation, molecular function: olfactory receptor activity; G protein-coupled receptor activity. Gene Ontology annotation, biological process: G protein-coupled receptor signaling pathway. NCBI's taxonomy places the organism in Eukaryota, Metazoa, Chordata, Mammalia, Rodentia, Cricetidae. Gene Ontology annotation, cellular component: membrane. The record is from RefSeq and is a predicted model, not a curated record.
AUGAGUAUCACAAGGAAUCAGAGCAGUGCAUCUGAAUUCAUCCUCCUAGGGCUCCCCAUCCAGCCAGAGGACCAAGAAAUCUUCUCUGCCCUGUUCCUGGCCAUGUACCUGACCAUGGUGUUGGGGAACCUGCUCAUCAUCCUGCUCAUCAGGCUGGACUCUCACCUCUACACCCAUGUACUUCUUCCUCAGCCACUUCCCAUGUACUUCUUCCUCAGCCACUUGACCUUCACAGACAUCUCUUUCUCAUCUGUCACAGUUCCAAAGAUGCUCAUGAAUAUGCUGACACACAGUCAGUCCAUCUCAUAUUCUGAGUGCAUUUCACAGGUAUACUUUUUCUUAAUGUUUGGGGCUAUUGAAAACUUCCUGCUGACCUCCAUGGCCUAUGACAGGUAUGUGGCCAUCUGCCACCCCCUCCAUUAUACCAGAAUCAUGAGUCAUAAUGUCUGUAUCUUGCUAGUCAUUACAUCCUGGUUCUUAUCCUUUGCUGGUGUCCUUAUUCACACCAUCCUUCUAGCUCAUCUCUCUUUCUUUAGAGGUAACAUUCUCCACCACUUCUUCUGUGAUCUCUCUGCUUUAAUUAAGCUGUCCAGCUCAGACACCUCUAUCAAUGAGCUGUUUAUUUUCAUUGUGGGAUUACUAGGCAUUACUGUGCCAUUCAUAUACGUGGUCUCUUAUGACUGCAUUGGAGACACCAUCCUGAGAACUCUGUCAAUCACGGGAAUCUGUAAAGCUUUGUCCACGUGUGGCUCUCAUCUCUCUGUGGUUUCCCUCUAUUAUGGAACCAUUAUUGGGUUAUAUUUUGUUCCCUCAUCUAACAAUACUAAUGACAAGGAUGUCAUUGCAGCUGUGCUGUACACUCUGGUUGCACCCAUGCUAAAUCCAUUUAUCUACAGUUUGAGAAAUAAAGAUAUGAAAGGAGUGCUAAGAAAUAUCAUCAUCAGGAAAAUGUAUUCAAAGUGA